AUGAAACCCAUUCGAAAGUAUGAUACAGUGAAAGUCGGGAAAUCGUUUUACUGGACCAUUUCCCGUUAUCAGCGUCUCAAUGAUUUAUUACAUUUUUCUUUCAACUGUUCAGCUGCUCCUGCUCAUGCUCUGGUGGAGAAUGUUCCUGCGAAGAUACCGAAAACGAAAAGAGGGAUGUUGAACGGUCGUCUGAGCAUUCUCGUGAGAAAGUGCAUAAGUCGUCACGGCAGCGAGACCUGGAACGCGGUCGAGAACGAACCAGGAAGCGAAGCUCAUCGAGGGAUAGGGACGAGGAAAAGUCGAGGGACCAUGGAAGAGACAGAUAUCGGGAAAUUGACCGCAGAGGGAGCCGAUCCAAAGAGAGGGAUAGAGCUAGGGAUCGAAAGAGAAGCAAAGAACGAAAGAAAAGCCGUAGUCGCUCGCGUGACAGGAAUAGGGAAAGAAAGAGGAGCAGGUCUCGUGAUCGCCGCAGAGGUGCAUCAAGGAAAUCGGCUGGAAAAUGGUUCCUCUAUUUUUACUGCUUUGGCGUUUUCGGACUUUUCCACUCAAAAACUGUUUUCCACUGUUUUUCUUUCAUUUCGGUGGCAUUAG
Molecule: messenger RNA, 591 nt
Organism: Necator americanus (New World hookworm)
Lineage: Eukaryota; Metazoa; Nematoda; Chromadorea; Rhabditida; Ancylostomatidae
Exons: 5
Coding region: 1-591 (196 amino acids)
Source: RefSeq, a predicted model, not a curated record